This is a messenger RNA of Botrytis deweyae, 1337 nucleotides long. RefSeq lists its product as uncharacterized. The coding region runs from base 80 to 1039 and encodes 319 amino acids. Gene Ontology annotation, molecular function: arabinan endo-1,5-alpha-L-arabinosidase activity. Gene Ontology annotation, biological process: carbohydrate metabolic process. The record is from RefSeq and is a predicted model, not a curated record. The transcript is spliced from 4 exons. Lineage: Eukaryota; Fungi; Ascomycota; Leotiomycetes; Helotiales; Sclerotiniaceae.
UCCGUACUACAUAUAAGCUCCAGAUCUCCCUCACAUAUUGUUUCAUCUCAUCUCCUCACCAUCAUCAUCCUUUCUCAUCAUGUUUUCUCGGAUCCUCCUCCCGAUUUUAGGGCUUCUUAGUCUCGUUGCUGCAUAUGCAAAUCCAGGUGCUUGUUCUGGUAAUUGCUACGCUCAUGAUCCUGCCUUGAUCCAACGUUCAAGUGAUGGAACUUGGUUCAAGUUCAAUACCGGAAAUGGUAUUGGUAUUUGGAAAGCUACUGCAUUAGCUGGUCCUUGGACUUAUGUUGGUGAUGCUUUGAGUAAAAGUAGUAUUAAUUUGAGUGGAAAUAGCGAUCUUUGGGCACCUGAUGUUCAUCUCGUCGGCUCCACUUACUACAUGUACUAUGCUGUUUCGAGUUUCGGCACCCAAAACUCAGCAAUCGGAGUUGCAACCUCCACCACCAUGGAAGUAGGAUCAUGGACCGAUCAUGGUGCUACUGGUGUUGCAUCCUCACCCGGCAAACUUUACAAUGCUAUUGAUCCUAAUCUUAUCUUGGUCGGCAGUACCUAUUAUCUCAACUUCGGUUCCUUCUGGGACGACAUCUACCAAGUAGCCAUGGCCUCGACCCCCACCAAAGCCGGCGGUUCCGCUUCCUACAACCUCGCCUAUAAUUCUAGCGGCACCCAUUCCGAAGAAGGCUCCUACAUGUUUUAUUAUUCCGGAUACUACUACCUCCUCAUCUCAUCUGGUAUUUGCUGCCACUACGAUACCGACAAGCCUGCCCAAGGCGCAGAAUACAAAAUCAUCAUGGGAAGAAGCAAAACCGCGACUGGAAAUUUCGUGGACCAGAGUGGGAAGGCUUUGUCGGCUGGUGGUGGAACGACUUUGUUAGCUAGUCAUGGGAAUGUUUAUGGACCGGGUGGACAGGGUGUCUAUCUCUCAUCCUCCGGACCAAUCCUCUACUACCACUACGCAAACCCAACCAUCGGUAUCGCAGAUGCAAAUUAUCUCUUCGGAUACAACUAUCUCACCUUCACCAACGGAUGGCCUUCUGUCUAAAUCGUCUGUGAUUUCUCUCGUUCUCAUACUAUGUGAUUAGCCUCAAAUCCAAAUUGAGGAUCAGAAAGAUUUUCACCAAGGGAACUUGAAAAGAUGUAUGAGGAAAAUAAAUUCUCGACGAUCGAGAUCUCAUCACUGGGUGAAAGAAUCUGAAGAAGAAAAAAAAAACGGGGGAUCAGAAAAAGAAUUUUGUAUAUACUUUUAUGAUUUGAUGGGAAAUUCGUUGUACAUACAUACUUACUUCACUGUAUAUAAAAUUAUAUGACAUUUUUACGAAUAUAUAUAAAUAUUCUUAACU